Felis catus (domestic cat) is the source of this 1333-nucleotide messenger RNA. It is a transcript of the gene MCRIP1, whose product is annotated as MAPK regulated corepressor interacting protein 1. The coding region runs from base 191 to 484 and encodes 97 amino acids. The transcript has 5 exons. NCBI's taxonomy places the organism in Eukaryota, Metazoa, Chordata, Mammalia, Carnivora, Felidae. The record is from RefSeq and is a predicted model, not a curated record.
CCUGGCUCGGCGGCUCGCGAGGGCAGGGCCCGGGCGGGGUCGCGGAGGGCCGGGACCGGGCGCCCCGCUCCGUCCGCUGCGCCUGAGUCCCUGGGCCUGCUUGGGGGGGGGGGGGUGCGCGCAUCCCGCCGCGGGCGGUGCGAGGCCGAGGGGACCCGGCAGCGGAGCGUGAGGACCAGACACCCCCGCGAUGACCAGUUCCCCCGUCUCCAGAGUCGUCUACAACGGCAAGAGGAACAGUAGCCCCCGCUCUCCCCCCAGCAGCAGCGAGAUCUUCACCCCGGCCCAUGAGGAGAAUGUGCGCUUCAUUUACGAAGCCUGGCAGGGAGUGGAGCGAGACCUGCGGAGCCAGAUGUCGGGCAGCGAGCGGGGCCUGGUGGAGGAGUACGUGGAGAAGGUCCCCAACCCCAGUCUGAAGACCUUCAAGCCCAUCGACCUGGGUGACCUGAAGCGCCGGAGCACGCCUGACGCCAAGAAGUCCUGAAGCCGGUGUCCCCUCCCCACCCCCCCACCCCCCUGCCUCUGGGAGACCCGGGUGCCACCUGAUGUUGGUCUCCUGUGGGCUCAGUUCCUGGGAGGGGGAGGGGCCGUGUGCCCAGGGGGCUGUCAACCCCAGGACCGGGAGGGGCACGAUUGGUGGCCAAGGCCUGCCCUUCCUCCCCGAGCCCCCUCCUUUCCUCCUAGGGGGUCUCGAGCUCCCCCUGCCCCUGGGCGGGUCUGGGCCCUGCCAGCCCCCGCUCUCCCUGUAGUUGUCUCCUCGGAGCUGCCUGCCCCCACCCCAGGGCCUCGGCUCUGACUCCCCUCCACCUCCCGUCACCAUUGCCCCCACCCCCUGCCCCCCGGCCACUUCCAAGGUCAUGAGGGAGACCUGGGGGGCCUGUGCCAUCUCCCAGGCUGGUGGUACUGGGCUGGCCUUGGCCCUGAAGUGGCCAGGAGGCAGGACAAGGGUGGCCCUUCCAUACCUGUUGUAUUCCCUACCAACUCCUGCUGCUUCUCUGGCCUGGACACGUUGGGGAGCAUCUAAUUCUUCACCCCACUGUCCAGACUGGCCCUGUCCUUCCCUGCAUCAGCUUCGGGUUGGCACCAGCCCUCUGGGCCUGGGAUGUUGCGAGCACCCGCUCAGAAGGGGUCCUGGGCUACCAGGCCUAGCCCCUUGUUGCCUGUGGCCCUGUGGCCACAGCAGCCCCCUUGGGCAGGGGUAUGAGGCUGGCCUUGGCCCUGUGCUGUGUGCUGGGACGGUCACCAGGGCCCCCCUUUCUUCCUGUGCUCUCCAAAAGCCAAGUGUCUGUGACUGAAGCCCAAGGACCAGUGAAUAAAGGCGGGUGGCGCUGGA